Messenger RNA from Colossoma macropomum (tambaqui), 4738 nucleotides. It is a transcript of the gene lonrf2, whose product is annotated as LON peptidase N-terminal domain and ring finger 2. Bases 987 to 3266 code for a protein of 759 amino acids. Lineage: Eukaryota; Metazoa; Chordata; Actinopteri; Characiformes; Serrasalmidae. The transcript is spliced from 12 exons. Gene Ontology annotation, molecular function: protein binding. The record is from RefSeq and is a predicted model, not a curated record.
ACAGUGGGCGGGCGGUAGCGCUCCGUGUUGUUGUGCUCGAAAAGGAGGACGGUCGUGUUUGAGUUCCGUCCAUUCAAAUUUACAAAAAUAUUCGAGUCUUGAUUUCUCCGUAUGAGUCUGCUGUUCGUUGCCGGUACCCGCGCCGUUUAAAAUGGGAAACCGGAGGCAUCGAAAACGGCCGGAGAGGAGAAACGAACGACAACGAAAACAAAACUCGGUGCAGGUCCUGAGAGGAGGAAGGGGGUUCGCCGGAUUAGGCGAAGUGCAGUUUGCCGGAGAGCUCGGCUCUUACAUAAAACACUGAGAGGACAGUCUCCAAACUCACCCCGGAGCACUUCUCACACAGCGAGAGAGCCUGACUUCGCACGGGAACCGACCUGAAGUCUCCAAGCGACGUCUAACCGUUUAAAACAUUCAGAAUUUAACGUUAAGUCUGUCGCUUAUCGUGUGAUCUGUCCGCGAGUGUUCAUAACAAACGGUAACCGCUAGCUUAGCUGAGUGAGUGAGUGAGUGAGAGGGAGACCUUUCGUCUUUUGAUUCAUAACGCGAACCGAGCGGUUCACAGCCACCUUUCAGCUGUUUGGUUGGCUUUUUCAUUCCGAUUUUACUUUUUAAACAGCUUUUAUUUUUUCGUUUGUUGUGUCUUUAAGUCGCCUAAAUGUGGAACGCUCGAGCGGUCGGGGCCUACGACACCCCUGACACGUUCAGCCCGUUGGUGGACUGUCAGAGUUUUGCCUACACGUAGUGUCUCAUGGCUUCAGCCGUGGUUUGCUGUUUGGCUAGUUUAGAUGUUAGAUUUCUCUCUAAGGUCCGUUCAAAUUCGGCUCAGAUGGGUCUCGGUAAGUCAACAGCAGCCGCGAGGUUAGGGUAGCGCUGGGCUUUAGGGAACCUGCCUGGCUUCUGUAGCUGCCAAACCAAAGACCUAGAAACUUUUAGACUUUCCUUUUUUCAAUUUGUUAGGACUCAAAUCUAAUUUAGGUACGAAAAUGGACGCCGGCCUCCAGCAGAGCCAUACCGAGCAUUUCGUUCAGCAGCACGAGCUGUCCACUCCGGGCAUUUGCCCUGAAAUGCUGGAAGUGGCCGAUGAGGCUUGCCGGGCGGGCGAUUUUGACCUGGCCGUGGAGAUCUACUCGUCGCAGCUGGCUGAGCUCCGGCAGCCUGACCGAGGCUUGUGCCUUCGGAAGGCGGACGCUCUGACCAGAGGUUGCCGCAUCUCCGAGGCGCUCGACUCGUACCGAGCCGCGGCGCAAGUUCGCCGGCUACGGCCUGACGAGCUCCGCCUGCUGGUGGAGAGCAUCGCCCGGGCCGUCCGACUCAAGGAGCUCGGCGAAGCCUGGAAGCCGAGCGGCAGCGCCGAUGACUCGGACGAAGAGGAGCAGCAACAGCCGCUUGACCUCUUCUCCUGCCGGCUGUGUAGGUGCUUACUAACCGACCCCACGACCUUGGAGUGCGGCCACACGUUCUGCAAGCGCUGCUUGGAAGACCCCGCGGUGAAGGACUGCAAGAGCUGCCGCUCUAAAACGACUAAAGUGAACGCCAGCAGCCUCAGGGCUAAUGUGGUUCUUAGCAGCUUGUUGGAAAAGUGGUUCGGAUCCGAGAGCAAGUCGAGGCGGUGCUGGCUAGAAGGGGAAAGCCUUUGGAAAAAACAGGAGCUCUCCAGCGCCCUGGAGAAGUACAACAAGGCGGUGGAACUGGCACCCUCUAUGUGUAAGCUGCUAGCACAGAGAGCUGGGCUGCAUAUGGACAUGAAGAACUUCAGCCAAGCGGUCCAGGACGGGGACAGCAUGUGCCGGCUCCGGCCAAUCUCGGCAAAGGCCCGCUACAUUAAGGCCAAGGCCUUUUGCAGUGCUGGUCGCAAGGAAGAGGCUUUGCAAGAGUACUUCUUUUGUGUAGCACUAAAACCAGACUGGAUGUCCGUCAAAAUGGAGGCACAGAAGGUCUUGUGUGAGAUGUUUUCUUCUGUUUUUGAGGAUGACGGUCUGGACACACCUUUACAUCCACUUCAGGCCACAGGCCCCGCCCCUCGCAUCAAACCUCUAUCUCUCCUUAGCUCACUUCACUCUUCUCUGCCAAGAGAUGGAGCAAGAGCUGGCUGCUCAAAGGACCUUGCAUUCAGUAGCAGUAAAGCAUGUGACAGUGGGAGCUCCUCAUCCUUAAACCAGCCUGAGCACAGCUUGGAUGACUCCAAGAGUCUGGCAGCUGUCCUCUCCUCACUGCCUGUACCUGCGGGUCUUAAAAGGAAGAGUCCUGGUGAUGCCAAUGCCUUUGGGCCCCCUAAUAAAGUUCUCAAACAAGAUCCAGCCUGUUCGUCUCAGACUUCUCCUGCCUUAAAUGGCUCAAGGGAGGUACCAACGCAGCUGUUGGACAGUUCAGACAUGGAGUGUUCUUUGUGCAUGAGGUUGUUUUAUGAGCCUGUCACCACCCCCUGUGGGCACACCUUCUGUCUCAAGUGUCUGGAGCGCUGCCUGGACCACAACUCCAACUGCCCACUGUGCAAGGAGAACCUUUCUGAAUAUCUGGCCACUAGAGGGUACAAUAAGACUUUUCUGAUGGAAGAGGUGCUACAGCGCUAUUUGAGUGAGGAGCUGGAGGAGCGCCGGAAAAUACACGAAGAAGAAAUGAAGGAACUUUCAAACUUGAAUGUGGAAGUGCCUAUCUUUGUCUGCACAAUGGCAUUUCCCACAAUCCCCUGCCCACUACACGUCUUUGAGCCUCGCUAUAGACUGAUGAUUCGCAGGGCUAUGGAAACGGGAACUAAGCAGUUUGGCAUGUGUAUUUCUGAUGAACUGAAAGGGUUUGCCGACUAUGGCUGCAUGCUGGAGGUGAGAGAUGUAAAGUUCUUCCCAGAUGGCCGCUCUGUGGUGGACACCAUCGGUGUGUCUCGCUUCAAAGUUCUCACUCACGGCCAGAGAGACGGCUACAACACUGCAAAGAUUGAAUAUUUGGAGGACAAGAAGGUUGAGGGGGAGGAGCUGACAGAGCUGUUAAAGCUGCAUGACUCUGUGUAUGAUCAGGCCACAGCCUGGUUCACCUCUCUCAAAGACAACAUGAAGAGCCAGAUCCUCAGCCACUUUGGCCAUCUGCCUGCCAAAGACCCUGACGCACAGGGAAACCCGAGUGGGCCAGCAUGGUGUUGGUGGCUGCUGGCCGUGUUGCCGUUGGAAAGCAGAGCUCAGCUUACCAUCCUGGCUAUGACCUCGUUGAAAGACCGGCUCAUCGCCAUCCGCCGGGUCCUCAUCUUCGUCACCCGCAAGCGCCCUCGAUGACCACAGCCUUCCUCGUAGCCACUGCCACCACCACAGUCAUCAUCCUCAUCAUUAUCGUGCUGCCCAGCAGCAUGAGCAACAGGUAGCAGGCCACUGAAGCGGCUUCCGUCGACUGUGGCUGUCCCAUACUCAGCCAUUUGUCUUUCACAGUAGGAAAACCGACGAGUCUUUCAUCAUUCGCCUAGUUUUUGAACCAAGUUUCACAACAGUGCACUGCUCCAGAAGUAAAGACUCUCCGGUAUGUGCUCUGCCUCUGCAAAAAGGCAAGAGCGACUGACUUUCUCCAACUCCAGUAGCUUCAGACAUUUAGUCUGCUGAACCAGAAGCACUACAACAGCUAAAACAAACAUUGUACAGAUUUCACCUCUGCUUUUGUGCCUCUUUUUGGUGUGUACGGCUGACCAAACGCUUCUCAUAGGCCUUCAGGCAUCUUUACUGGCCUAACAGCUUGUUUGUGUUUUUAAAAUCUGCAAUUUUGUACCACCCUAAAAAAAAGGCCCCAUUUUGCACAUUUCAGGUCUGAAAUCAUGCAAAACAUCAUUAGAAAACAGCUUUUGUAAUCCAUUAGUAAAAAUGGUCUUUUAGUUAUCCAUGUCACAGUGCAGUUUAAUCAAGACUGAAUUGGCAUAAUAGGGAACACAAAUCAUUGGCUUUUUGGUGAGCGUGUGGAAUAUAGAUAGUGUGAGAAAUUUUGGGAAAGAUUUGCCUUCCAUUUUUUAUUGAAACAUCUUAUUAAAGCCUGGCACGAUGCCAUUUUGGUAAAAUGGAAAUUAUAUACUGUUUGAAAAGGAAAACAAAAAAAAAUGGAAUGACUUUACACUUUAUUUACACUAAUUUAAAAUUGCACAUUGUACUCACAGUUAUGUUUAUGCAAUAUUAGUGGCUGAUUGAAUCAUAUUAGUCUCAUAUGGGAAUAAUCUCGCCUGUCAAAUGCAAUUUAAACUUGAAUUUGAAUGUUUAAAUUUAGGAAAUAGGCUUGUUGAAAUGAUGUCUGCGGUCAUUUUUUGUCAUGUACCAUCUCUGAAAGACAGUUGUUAUGCAUGUAUUGGUGUGAUGUAGGUGGCCAAAAAAAGCUAAUGAGGCCCAAGUUACCAUCAUCUGACAGACAAAAUGAUGUAUAAAGAUAUAGUGUGCAUUGGAAUUUUUCUAGUCACUAACUCCCUUGUGUAUUGUAUGAUGUAGUAUAUUUGUAUGGUGCACCUUUUUGUGGAUGGUUUGCCUGUUUGUCCAUGUUGGUUCAUCUGUGUACAGACAAAUUGGAGGCCUUUAAGUCAUCUUUACGUUUUUCAGCCGUGGCAGUUUUUCUUUUUUCUGUGAUGUACAAGACUCCCUUUGCGUGUGUUUUUUUUUUUAUUAUUUUAUUUUUUUUUCCAUGUACCAUCUCCUGUCGGUAACUACACAGAUGCUGCAUUUUUUUCAUGUAAAUUUGUACGUUAAGAUGAAAUUAAACUUAUUUUAUAUUUUAAAUCAAA